AACCUCCCUUUUGCCAGUUGCCACUGGCUCCCCGCGUCAAAUGGCUGCUGCCUUUGCCAGCUCGUCCUCUUCUUCUUCCCUUCCAACAGGGCCUGUUGAUAUUACCGUUCUGCAAAGUGCGACUCGUGUUUUACAUGAACAAUUCGCCACAGAUAUUCAAAUUAUUCCCGACCUCGGCGAAACACUGAAUACCCAACCCCCAUCGUAUAGCAUCUUCGACGAUGACUUCCGUGUUCCUUUUCAAAAGAGAAAACUUGUGGGAAUUCCUGAUGCAUUGUUUCAGCAUUAUAGCAAUACAAAUGUCAAUACUCGCAUGGGCUUGAUGCCUGAAAUCGAACGUACAUGGAUCUCUGUCGAAAAUAAGUUGCUGCUAUGGGAUUACAUAGAGGGUAAUGAGAUAAGUUCAUUUGAAGACCAGCCCUACGUGAUCUCCAAUGUCGCACUUGUCAAACCCAAAAAGGGAUUGUUCAUCGAUGAAAUAUCCUAUCUGUUGGUGAUAUGCACACCAAUGACUGUCGUUCUAAUCGGAGUUGCUCUUUUUCUAGGAGCAAAACGGAAAACGCUCCAGUUAUAUGCCACUGACUUGACCGUGAACACCGACACACAAAUGUCAUCGGUCAUAGGCACUUCCGAUGGACGAAUAUUUAUGGCUGGGUCUCACGAUGGGAGUCUAUACGAGCUUCACUAUCAAGCUAUAGAGUCGUGGUUUGGAAAACGCGUUCAACUAAUCAAUCAUUCCGUUGGUGGCAUGCAAAGUCUCAUUCCCCGUUUUGUGUCGUCAAAUGUGGAAGAUCGUAUCGUUUCCCUUGUCUCUGAUGACGUCCGACGCUGUUUCUACACUCUUACAGAGAGAAACGCAAUCGCUGUUUACAAGCCGACCUCUGACAAAUCUUUGGAGCACGUUCAGACUUUAUCAGGCUUGUAUAAAUCUGUUCAGGAUAAGGCACUCGGUUCUCCUGCCGUCACACCUCAGAACUUCCGAAUAAUUGCCAUUCAUCCUGUCGACUUUUCGGAAUCUCGUUCUGGUAUCCAACUGGUCGCAAUAACAUCUACCGGUGUGCGGCUGUAUUUUGGUCCAGCAAUAGGUUAUGCACAUUCGUAUGGAGGUUAUUCAUCUACAAGCGGUGGCGUUCGUCCCCUUCAACUCCUCCAUGUGCGAUUACCUCCAACCGAUCUAUCACAUCCCGAUGAGCAGGAGCCAACUUCCCGACAACCAGUGGCAACGUAUAACACGGCACCGACACUUACCCAGCAACAAGUUCGCAUGUUUACCUUCACGGCUCUUGACGUCAGCUGUUAUGUUGAUGGGUUGACGGUGGCCGCUCAGGAAACAGAUGUUGAUGGAAAGGACUUUCUGCUAUGCAUGUCACCAGACCUGACGCGAAUCGGGAAUUUGGACCAGACAAUUAUGAAUGCCCAAUCUUCGCAGCGUGCGGGUGCUUCCAGUGGUAGCAACAGAGCGUCUUUGAGUGAAUAUGCCGCACUGUUAGCUAUUCCAGGGAGGACUUGGGCUAUGGCACCUGUUCCCCAAAGUUCACCAAAUUGGGAGACAGGUUUACCUGCACCGGUAGUCACGAACGAAUUGGCGUCACAGUUUGUCGAAAACCCUCGAGAAAUUAUGGUUCUCACCAAUGUUGGUCUGACUUUCCUGAUGAAGAGACGAGCGCUGGACUAUCUCAGGGCUGUUAUUGAGGAGGUGCAGUCAGAGGGCAACGUCCAACCCCUCGUUGAGUUCAGGAACAGUUUUGGGCGCAAUCAGACAUGUGCUAUGCUUCUUGGUCUAGCAAGCGACAACUCCUUUUUGGACACGACAGAGAGCACCUCUAACGUUGUCAUCCCUCCUGACAUUGCCGCUGUAGCCAAGCAAGCGUUCUAUGACUUUGGGGAGCGUCCUAUAUGGUCGGAGCGGACGGUCUAUAGCAACGAAGCUCAAGGAAAGGUUCUUUACAGUGGUCGUAGGGACGGUUUUGCUCUGUAUUUUGCACGCCUCGUCAGGCGAAUAUGGAAGUCGAAACUGACGCGUACAAGUGCUGCCGGUAUUCACGAACCGACUGUACCCGAAGCGGUUUUAGUCACUGUCCAGAGAAACUUGUAUUCACUGAAAGAUUUGUUGGAUAAGAAUCCUCAUCUAUUCCAUUCAUCGCCGGGUGAUUCGGCAGUUCGUGCCCCUGCAGCAGAGCAACAGGCUUGGAAGGCCGAACAAAGCUCAGUGGUCGAGCUCAUGUCACUGUUGACGCGCACCAUUGAAGCACUCUCGUUCAUUCUACUGCUAACUGACCACCGCAUCGGCGACCUCAUUACAAGAUGCGCAGCUGAUGUCCAGAGCAUGUUCAAAUCGCUAACAUUCGAAGACCUGAUAAUCACGCACAACGGAAUGACGGUAUCAAGAGCUUUGGUUAAUGUUGUUAUUGAUCAACAAAUCGGUCAACAACUGAGCGUGGAUACCAUAAGCGAGGUUCUGCAACAAAGAUGUGGUUCGUUCUGCAGCUCGGAUGACGUAAUGCUGUAUAAGGCGAAGGAAAACAUUCGGAAAGCUGUUGAAACUAAAAACCCCACGGAUAGAGACAACUGGCUGUCGGAAUCACUACGGUUAUACAUUAAAGGCGCUCGUAUAUUGGACCUCCAGAAAUUGAGGGAAAUUUGCGGCGAUUUCCAGCAAUUAACAUACGCGAAAGGAGCCGUUGACCUUCCGCUCGUGUGUGCAAACGUCUUUGAUGCGGAGAACAUCGGAUUGGAAUAUUGGGCUGCCGGUAUGCCCGCGAACGACGUGCGUAAAGAAUUCUAUGAAAGGCGGCUCCAUUGUUAUGAACUUGUCCUGGAUUCCUUGAACGUCUUCGAAGGAAGUUCGCAAGCUGCCAACUCGUUUUCCCGCGACGAUCAGGACACAGUAAGAAGUCAUGCAUAUGAAUAUGCCUUUACUAGUCGAGACGAAAUGUUCCACUCGACGUUAUAUGAUUGGCUAAUAGAUCGUGGUUUGGCGGAUGAUCUGUUGGAGAUUAGACCCACCUUCCUUGAAUCCCAUCUACGACGGGAGCCAGCGACUGUCAAGAAAUACCAACUUCUGUGGCAAUAUUACGUCAAAGACGGUCAACCACUGCGUGCUGCAGAAGUGCUUAGCGCGCUCGCUGAAUCCACCGAGUUCGAUCUCCAUCUGACUGAUAGACUGGAAUGCUUGACGCUUGCUGCUGGCAAUGCCAAGUCACAUCCCGUCUCUUCGGGAGGACGUCAUGAGACUGCCAUUGCGUUUCUGACCGAUCUCGAGGAACGACUGGAUGUCGCCCAGGUGCAGCUGGAUAUUUAUAAUUAUCUGCUCCCGCAUAUUGAGGAUGCUGAGGAGGUGGGGGAGAGAAUCAAGCAGCUCGACCAGCGCCUUUUUACGAUAUCUGAGCUGUAUCAAGACUACGCAAUACCAUUCGAUCUUGCCGACCUGAAGCUGCUUUGUAUACAUGUCUCAGAACAUCGCGACGAGAGCACCGUACGGCCGAUAUGGAUGCAGAUUUUCGAUGAAAUAAUCCAGGAAGUCGCAGAUGAGAACACUCAAGCGGAUCGGGUUAUGGCCAAAGUUGUAAAGUUGGGGCGUCGUUUCUUUCCCUCGGAAAGCGCAUUCCCUCUUCGCCUCAUGACAGACCUUCUCGUGCGCUUCUCCUUGGAACGAAAGGGAGUCCUUCCUUAUGGUUGGGCACCUCGAGUAUUGGUGCAAUGUGGCGUUCCGUUUAUCGAAAUAUGGGAGAUACUGAACGGGAUGUAUGAGUCUCAUAUACCUCCUUUCAAUUCCCAAGCAAAUGUUCAAGCAAUAUCCUCUGACAUCGCCGUAGUACUCGUCGAUUGGCUCGAAGAGGCGCGACGACCUAACUCGUCGGUUGGCCGGGGAGAAGUCCCUGUUGGACGCAUAGACGCCGUCGUUGACCAGUACUUGAAAGAGCUGAAUGUUGACAGGAAAGAAACGAAAAGUACAUAUGAGAAUGCCAAGCGUUUGCUCAGACGGAAUUGGUGAAGAGCCGUGGUUUGGUGAUAAUGAUUCAUACGUUGUUGUCACUUUUUAGUACAUAUAUAUAUGUAUGUAUAUAUAUAUAUAUAUACAUACAUACAUUAUAAGAGCUCGGCGAAUGCUUGGAUAUCAGUUGACUUCAAGUAUCGCAUCU
Messenger RNA from Guyanagaster necrorhizus, 4142 nucleotides. Its product is annotated as nucleoporin. Gene Ontology annotation, molecular function: structural constituent of nuclear pore. The coding region runs from base 41 to 3994 and encodes 1317 amino acids. The record is from RefSeq and is a predicted model, not a curated record. The transcript has 21 exons. Gene Ontology annotation, biological process: protein localization to nuclear inner membrane; transcription-dependent tethering of RNA polymerase II gene DNA at nuclear periphery; protein import into nucleus. Gene Ontology annotation, cellular component: nuclear pore; nuclear pore inner ring. Lineage: Eukaryota; Fungi; Basidiomycota; Agaricomycetes; Agaricales; Physalacriaceae.